AUGAUUUCCUCGAUCGUCUACACUGCGGCUCUCCUAUCCUUGGUCAACGCUCACGGUGCUAUCCUCAGUGCUCAAGGUGAAGCUGGAUCUCCAGCAAGCGUAGGGUUCCAAGUCAACGAUGCUAUCGCACGAAACUGCACAAGCAUCAGUCCAUGUCAACAAGAUACCACGAUCAUUCGAGACGCUGAGAUCAAGGCCAACAUUGUUAACGAAUGCGGCCGAACGGAAUUGACUGGCAACAUUGAUAUCGGAGAGAAUACCGAGAAUGCUCUCGCAGCAAACCAAGUAACCUCUGUCAAGGCCGGCACAGAGAUGACUGUGACUAUCCACCAGGUCAAUGCUGAUGGUGCUGGACCAUAUGCAUGCGAUUUGGAGGAGACUGGUAAUACUGGUGUCUUCACUCAAAACCUGACCGUUACCAACAACGUUCCCGGUGUCAACGGCUUCUCCCAGGCGAAGACCCAGGACUUCAAUAUCACCGUCACUAUGCCCGACUCCAUGAACUGCAUUGGAGGCUCUACCGGAAACAUCUGCACAGUCCGAUGCCGAAACAACGCUCAAGCAGGUCCCUUCGGAGGAUGCUUCGCUGUUCAACAGACCGACGUCACCCCCAACGAGAACUCUGCCAACACCAUUGCUACCGCAGCUACACUCCCAGCUGUUCUUGCUCAAGUCAACCAAGACCAGCUCGAUUUCGAUGCUGCAAACAAGGCCAACCAAGUUUCGGCGCAAGGAGCUGCAGCUCUCAAGGCCGCAGGAGCUGAACUCCCAAUUGUCAGCAAGGCAGCUGAAGUUCAGACUCUUUCCAGAGAGAACAUCAAUGGAGCAGCCGCUACACCAGCUGCUGGAGCUGGAGCCGGAGCUGCGAAGGGCGCCGGAAAAGGAGCUGCCAAGGGUGCUGGAGCAGCAAGUGGUGCAGAUGCUGCGACUGCGACCAAGGCCCCAGGUGCCACCAAGGGAAAUGGAAAUGGCCGCAAUCAGAACCAGAACAACAACAAUAACAACAACAACAACAAGCGAGCUAUCAAAUUGACCGUUUAA
Cadophora gregata is the source of this 1041-nucleotide messenger RNA. RefSeq lists its product as uncharacterized. The record is from RefSeq and is a predicted model, not a curated record. Bases 1 to 1041 code for a protein of 346 amino acids. The transcript is spliced from 6 exons. NCBI's taxonomy places the organism in Eukaryota, Fungi, Ascomycota, Leotiomycetes, Helotiales, Ploettnerulaceae.